Peromyscus californicus insignis is the source of this 7084-nucleotide messenger RNA. RefSeq names its product ribonuclease A family member 10 (inactive) (gene Rnase10). Bases 3380 to 4024 code for a protein of 214 amino acids. The transcript has a single exon. NCBI's taxonomy places the organism in Eukaryota, Metazoa, Chordata, Mammalia, Rodentia, Cricetidae. Gene Ontology annotation, molecular function: nucleic acid binding. The record is from RefSeq and is a predicted model, not a curated record.
ACAGGGUUUCUCUGUGCAGCUUUGCGCCUUUCCUGGAUCUCGCUCUCUAGACCAGGCUGGCCUCGAACUCACAAAGAUCCACCUGCCUCUGCCUCCCAAGUGCUGGGAUUAAAGGCGUGCGCCACCACGGCCCGGCUUGUUUGUUUUUUUUAAUGCCAAAUGCUGCUGAUUGAAGGAGGGAGGAGGUCUUAAAUACAGGCUUACAGCACAAUGGGAGAACCCCAAAGGGCAGAAGUGCACUACCGAUGUUUUACAAUCUUGCAUCUAAGCUGUUAACACCCAAUAUGCAGGAUACACAGACAAGGAACUUCCCUUAAGCAUUUAGGAGGGUGGAACUUGGCAGGGAAUUAACAUAGGGGAGGACAUCAAGGUCAAGGUCAGCAAGCAAGGCAACAGUUACCCAAAACGGGAGCCAGGACCCACAGGUCCCCCUUUUUACUAAAAAAUGAGCUUCUGACUUAGGUUGUGUGGGAUGUCAGCAGGUCACCUUACCCGUCGUGGAGACACCUGCCCAGGCCACACAGGGGCUUUGUCUUAGGUUGGUGAGCGCCCUCCAGGCAUUACCCGUCUCUGAAUACUCAUUAUCAUACAGGCUCAAUCGUGUGUGAGCCGAAGAGUUAACUGCCCGCAGCUCUCAUCUUGAAGGGAAUGAAAGACAGCCAUUGUGAGUGACCAGGGCCUGGGAACACAGAUUUAGGUUACCUCAAAUUCCAUGUUCCAGUGUGGACACAGUUUCACAAAUUUGGUAGUUUUAUGGAAUGAUGAAAGCCAUACAUUAAGGCAGAUUUAAGAUACAAAUACAUUGGUGGGUCCAUCAGAGAGGCAGGAACAGCAAGAUGCCAUCUGAUGACAUUCUUAGCUUUUGGGUUGGUGGAAGCCAGUGGUUUGCUAAGUUAAUAGACUGCAAAAGAUUUCUAUCUGUUAGUCACAAGAUGCUAGUUCAGACGCUGACACAGACAAGGGAUGGCUGUUUGGGAAGGAAAGCUAGACCUAGCCCAAGAUAAGGUCAUUAGCCUCUGGACCUGCAACAUUCCAGUCUCUCCACAGCGCUGACAUUGUGAUCAGCCAAUCUCUGCAGACACAGCUUCUUUCAGGAGUUUCUGUUCACAAAGACAAGGAUCAAUGAGUGGGAGCUGACAGAGCAGGAGCGCCCAUCCUGUCCUUCCAUAUCCUGCUAAUGUGGCUUCACAGGUCACUAAACAUCUUGUGGCUUCAACUGUAUCAUAAAACUGGAGGAAGAAUUCUAAAUCUCAUCUGCUAAAGAGGUCAGAGGGCCGUAUGAAGUGACUUAUGUGAAAAUGAACUAAAAUAUAAAAACAUCUACCUAAAUCCUCAGAUCUGGGGAGGGUCUUUGUAGUGUCUUAACCAUCCCCAGGUGAUGGGAAACCCAGCCGAAGGGAAUGUCUACAUGGUGAGCUGACUGCUUUUAUUCACCCCGUGCAGGAGCUGAUGAACUCUUCUGCUUUGGGUAAACUUUUUCUAAGGGCCGAGUAACCACAUUUACAAAAUCUGGACUUUUUCUUUUUUCACUCCAAAUAGUCAAAUGAAAUCAUGAUACAGUUGUAAACUGUGAGAAGCAGUGUUGGAAAGGUGAUGCAAAUGGAAGACAAAACAAAACAUCAGAAACUAACAUUCCAGAAGCGAUACGAAAGGGCUUACAGCAGUGCGUGUAGGAAACAAGACCAUAAUAAGGCCUGAAAUUCAUGCACAGGGUCAGACGGCUCUAAACCACAGGUCAGUGGGCGUAACUCGGAGUAGAACAGUUGACUGAUGAAAUAAAACUGUCUUCAGUUUCCCCCGGCUAAAGACACUUCCUGUCAUUGCCUAAAUUGCUUUACUUCAAAGUGUUUGUGGGAGCAGAAAUGCAAAUUAGCUGAGUGUGUUUAUUCUGUGCUGGGAAGAAGGGGAGCGGAAUGGGUUCAGGAAACCCGGCUGUGUUUAAAAGCCCACACAGCUCACAAGGAGAUAGAAUUUUAUGGAGAGUGGCUUCUGGGUACUGCUCACAGACAAGAAAGCUCUAGGAGGGCAGAACCAGGGCCACAGAAAGAGCCAGGACUAUCUGAGGCUGCUUUCAAGUAUAGGUAAGCCCACAGCAGUGUCUCGGGGAGCAAUCCGGGGCCUCGUGCACACUAGGCAAGAACUCUACCAACCGAGCCACAUCUACUGCCCAUUUGGUUUCAUUCUUCCUACGUUUCUUUCUUUCCUCUUCUUUAAAACAAAAGCAAGCUCUAUCUAGUUUUAUUAAAGAAAAGCUUUCCUGGUUUAUUUCUCACUGGUCUGUUCUGGCAAGCUUCUGAUAACGUCAGAAUCACUUGAGUCAAUGACAGCCAGUGUACACAUGCAGUAGCAUUUUCCACAUGCGGUGCCCAAUUCAAUAUUAUUGCCACUGGAGUGAUGGAAGCGAAUUUUGGCCAAGAGCAUAGUAUUCUAUUUCAGAUUUCCUCAAAGCUGGGCAGUUGUUGACCAGGAUGACCAACCAGUUUUAUGCUUCCUUGUCUCAUCAUCUUCAGAGUUUGCUUAUACCCAGUGUGUCCUUCCCACUUUUCGUAACAAGGUGAAACCUAGAGUUGGCGACUCCUAAGACCUGUCUUCUUUUCAACUACCAUCUUCCUGCCUUAGUUGUGGAACAGGACCCAACCAAGAGCAGCUGCCAUGAUAGCUAGAGAGUGGGAAAGCGCGGGUGCGUUUCUCCCCUAACUACAAAUAGAAGCUCGAGUGGCAGGAUGUAGCAGAGGCCUGAGCUGUGACUGGACAUUCUUGAAGCUUUACUUUAGGAGCGAGAAUGAAUCUAGUACUUUUUCUAUUCAUUUUUAUCUCUUUUUGGGAGAAGGUAAUAAUAACAAGCAAAAUCAAUCCGGGAUUAAAAAAAAAUGAAUACACUGUCUACUAUGAUGAGUCUAGUUCUCUAACUAGAGCAAGGUUUUCUGCAAGAAUUUCUCUAUACUCAUUCAUUUGUCUUAGCUGUCCUCUUUGGUGAUUAGGAAGUAAUUUCUGUUUAAGAAUUGACUGAUGGGCUGGGGCUAGAGCUCAGAGGGAGAGUUCCGGCUUAGCAUGUGCAAGGUUCCAGCACCACAAGGAAAAGGAUGGAGUGUAUCCAGUUUCCUUAGUGAUUCCUCAGAUGCAAACCUGUUUAAUACCACUUUACUGGUCACUUUCCAAUCCUCAAAACCCACACCUGAUUACACAGGAAAGGAAAAUGUGGUGAGGAGGGGAGAAAGGAAUGUUCAAGAAAGAGAUUCUUUCCUGUAGGUGGGUAGAGCAAUGUGGAGAACUGAGUGGAGAAUCUGGAGCCUAUUUUGCUGACUGUGGCUCACCAUGACAUGGGUCCGAGAUUGUCUCUACAUCAUGCCUUCAUUUCCCCCCUUCUUCUCCAGGCAAAAUGAAGGUGACUCUAGUGAACCUAUUGUUUAUGAUGUUGCUGCUGCUGCUAGGCCUGGGGAUGGGCCUGGGCCUCGGCCUUCACAUGGCUGCUGCAGUCCUGGAGGACAGUGAUCAGCCACUGAGUGAUUUUUGGCCUAGUGACUCCCGGGACACAGCUGAGACCACGGAAAAGGGAGAAGACACCCGGACCACAGAAGCCCUGGUGCUUGGCUACAAAGAAAUGGCACAACCUAUUGGGCCAGAAGAAACUGUUCUCAAUGAAGAUGAAGUUGGAGGAAGUAGAAUGCUGAGGGCUGACACUCUCUUUCAGAGCAAACAAGAUUACCUGAGGUUUGACUUGCGUGUCAGAGAAUGUAACACCUUGAUGGCACCCAAGAUGAAGGAGCAUAAUCACAGUUGCAUAACCCAAUACACAUUCAUCCAUGAGGAUCCAAGCACGGUCAAAGCAGUCUGUGACAGUCCUGCGGUGGCCUGUGGCCUCAAGGGGGGCAAAUGUCACAAAAGCUCCCGUCCUUUCGAUCUGACAUUUUGCAGGUUGUCCAAAGCAGGCCAGGUCACUCCCAACUGCCAUUAUCUGACUUACAUAUUUGAAAAGGUCAUUGUCACAACAUGCAGUGACACAAAGCCACUGGAGGUUAACUGAGGCAGCUCCUGCCUUUCCCUUCUCUUCACCUCAUUGUCUUUCUUCUUUUGCAUUUCCAUUUGCUGAUGCUUCUGUCCCCCACUUGGGUGCACUAUAGAGAAGAUCCUGGGAAGAGAGGAUGGAGCACCGCUGAUCUUUGUCUUCUGAAAAUAUAAUUAUUCUUUUCAUUAGGGGUCAUCCAACUGGCAUUUUAUUCCGGGGGUCAGAAAUGGCAAAACUAUGCCUAGUUUCUCCUAGAUGUCUCUCACCUUCAGUCCUUGCCCUACAAAGGCCAAGCUGUAGACCCCCACCUUAGCCAAGGUCAUCUGCCUGAUGCCUGGACUGAGGACAACUUGGGCACAGAUUAGAAGAGUUCCGUACAUCCUCUACCCAUCUCCUUCCUUGCUACCCACAUGUGGUAAUCACAGACUCCUGGGCCCUGCCUGUACAAAGGCAAUGCACUUCUCUGACGCAGACGUAAUUAAAGUGAUUCUAUCUAGGACUGUGUCUGGAAAGCCAUGUGGUCAGGCUUCUUAUCCUGAGCCUGGAAAAUUACAGAGAUGGUCGAGAAGAACAAGGGCUUGGAUAAGGACCCCCCCUUUCCUCCCCUUCCCCUCUUCCUGUUUUCACAACCUUUCUCUUUGCUCCUCUUUUCUUUGUUUCUUUCUUCUCUCAGACUUUUCUGUCUUCUCCUUUUCAUCUACCUUUUCUUUUUGGGCCCUCAUUUCUCUAGAUUUUUUUUAGCUUCUCAGUAAGCUAAUGUGUUAUCUGGGCUAUACUAGGUAAGCAGAUGUUGGUCCCCACAGAUUGAAUCUGGCAUAGGGAGUUGGAGGUUAGAUGAAGAGAAAGAAAGGAAGAAAGAAAGAAAGAAAAAAGAAAGAAAGAAAGGGAGAAAGGAAGGAAGGAAGGAAGAAAGAAAGGAAAAUAGAUAGAUAGAAAUGACUAUUCUUGGUUGUCAACUUGACUACAUCUGAAGUUACAAAAACUCACUUUGUAGACCAGGCUGGCCUUGAACUCACAGGGAUCCACCUGCCUCUGCCUCUGCCUCCUGAGUGCUGGGAUUAAAGGCAUGUGCCACCACUGCCCGGCCUAAUCUGGGUCUUUUGAGGUGGGAAGAUCCACCUUUGAUCUUCACCUUUUGGUGCAGCCUAUACAAAGCACAUGGAAGAAGGAUGCUCUCUCUCUGCCUCCUGGCCCUCACUCUUGCUGGCAAGUUCAUUACUUCACUGGCAUUCGAGGCUACUUCCAGAUUCCGUUGUAUGCUGGAGACCAGCUGAGACAUCAGCUUUGUGGACUGAACAUCUGCUGCAUUCUUAGACUUUUUGUUGGUAGACAGACAUUGUUGGACUAGCUGGACCAGAGUCUGUAAGUCAUAGAUUUUUGAGAUUUGCCACAUCCAUACUUUCCCAUUAUCCUUCCUCUGCUUAUUAUACUUCAACUAAAUGUUAGUUAUAUUUCUAUUACUGUCAUAAAACGCCUGAGAACUAACUUAAAAGAAGGAAGCAUUCAUUUUGGGACCUCUGGAAGAGCAGCCAGUGCUCUUAGCCACUGAACAAUCUCUCCAGGCCCUAUAAUUUUGCUUUUUGAAAAUCCAAAAGGUUUCAAGUUCCAAAAAGCACAGGCCUCAAAAGUUUCAGGUAAGGGACUGUGUUGCAACAUAUACAUAUUAUAUAAUUAGUCUUUGAUGAAUUUGUUUACAUAUGAUACUAGUUAGGCUGUAAGGUCUCUGUGGGAACAGCUCUAUUAUAUGUUUCUCCCAUUCUUCAUCAGUACAUUUACAGGUCACUGAUAAUCUACUUAGUGAUUAUCCAUCCAGUGCCUCCUCAGAGGUUAUAAUAAUUACAGUGAAACAUAAACUCACUUAGGAGAAGUGAAAAAUUCUGAUCCUUGUCAAGCGCUGUACGAGCAAUGUUUCAAAGGACUGUAGAUGGACUCUUUCUUUUCUAAGACAAGCAGGAAGAAAACUGCCAUUGUAUGUCAUGCACACUCCUACAAGCUGUCCCAGAGUCAUUUGGCUUUAUUUAAUUACAUUUAAUAGAAAAGUAACAAGCUCAGGGAUGCCCACUGUAUUGGUGACUUUGCUGUUGCUAUAACAAAAUACCUAAAGCUAGGCAUUUAUAAAGAAAAAAAAAAAAACGUUUCUUUAGCUCACAAUUUGGGAGACUGAAAACCCAAGUUUGGAUGUGGUAUUUGAUCUGGACGGGGCAUUUCAUUUGGGUGUGGCAUCCGAGUGAGGAGCCUCCACAGUCUCAGGCUUUUGUGCACUCUGUCUCCAGUUGGUUGGUGCCGCUUGGGGAGGUUCAGGUGGUGCAGCCUGGCUGGAGGAAGUACAUCACCGGGGGCGGGCUUUGAGAUGAAAAGCCUCAGGCCACUUCCGGUUUGCCGUCUCUAUUUCGUGCUGGUGGUUGAAGAUGUGGCCUCUCAGCUUUCUGUUCCUGCAGCCGUUACCUGCUGCUUGCUGCCACGCCUCUCCACCGUGGUGGACUCUUUCCCCUCUGGAACUGUAAACCCCAAUAAACUCCUGAUUAUAAGUUUCUUCUGGUCGUGGGUAUUAUCAUAGCAACAGAAAAGUGGCUGAGACACUGAGAAACUCUUAUCAGUUCAGCCUAUGGUGAGGGCUCCUUCAGUUGGGUCACAACGGGGCAGGCAGACAUCAUGGCGCUAAAGGGAGGGAUGUAGACCAAGACAAGAAGUUGGAGACGGUGAAGCAGAGAGCUUUGCUCUUUUGUGACAGCGUGGUCUUGUGAGAACAAACUUCUCUGUGUGACCAGCAUUGACCCUUUCAGAAGCAGUAGCAUCAAUGACCUAACUGCCCCUCACCAGGCCUCACCUCUUAAAGGCUCUUCAGCGCUGACACUCCGAAGAGCAAGCCUCUACCACAUGAACACUUCGGGAACAAUCCUCACCAAAACCAUAGUCCCAGCCUCUGUGAGCCAAGACCACCCAAUUUACCCACAGCUGCUCUGCUCCUCAGUCGGGACUCACUGUACCUCCCUCUCCUGUCUGAUACAUUACGGAGUUUGCUUUCCUGUGCUCCUCAAAGGGAAAGAUCCAGCUCUAAAUAAAGUUUGAGGACUUGGA